ACCAGCAUUUUUAAAAAGCGCCGUUAUUUUGCCACAAAAAUAAAGUCUAUGAACCAGCUUGAACUAUUACGAUGAACCUAAUUAUUUACUGACAUUAAAUAGUCUCAGCACUUGAUCACCACGACUCCAAAUCGUUACAGUCAGCUGUUGCUUGUUUGUUUAUCUGUUUUCGAAAAUUCUGCGUUCGGAAUCUUCAGAUGGCUGUGGAUGUUGUGUAUGCGAUUAUCUAGUUACUGUUUUGUUCCUAUGGAUAUGUACCUUUGCUAUGCCUCUUCAUGUAGAUCCACGUAAACACGAACUUCUGGAAGCUAGAAUUCAGGGAACCAACCAUAUAAGGUCAACCAAUAAUGUGCCUCGCUCCACAAAGUCUAAUUCGUAUGCUUCUGGAUAUAUGUUUCCAAUAACAGAAGAACCUUCCGGCACUCCAGAACACUCAGUUUUACGUGGUUCUUCCAGUCCAUUCAGUUCAGUCGGUGAACAUGACCUAAGUACUAGUAGCAGUGAGAUUAAGCCGGUUUCCACAGUAGUUCCUUCGAUAUCAGUUGAAAUCAAUGAAAGAAUUCCGAGUGCAACAGAUCCAGGCAAAAGGUUGCAUAACCCGAAUUGCCAUAACAUUCAUCGACUGGAGGUCACUAGUCCGGGUCUUAAUGUUCAAGAUUCUCAGAUCUACGUUCAGACGCAAGAAGAUUAUGUGACUUCACCUACGACUCCAAAAAAAAAGAGAAUCCCUUCAAGUUCUGUAGGAGAGUCUGACAACACAUCAAAUGACGGUCUUAUUACUUCCCUCGUAAAAUCGGACGAUAAGUUGAUAGAAGCUUUGACUCCUGGUAUCCCAGCAAAUCCUCUUGGUUCGCCCCAAGGUCUGCAGUAUGUUUCAAGGUCGAACUCUAUUCACACCCCAACCACUGUUGCGGGCAACAGUCCUGUGAAACAACCCUAUACAUUUGUAGAGGAAAAAAAUGCUCCGUAUCCCACAUUCCAAAUUUCCGUCCAACCAUCUGCAGCAUUUAUCGAAACAAACAAUCCUACAUACCACUUAUCUCCUUCGAUAGGACCACAUACUCCAACUCCUGGUGGACAAGGUGAUUCGUUGCCAUCCCGAAAUGGCACAAAGAAACGGCGAAAAUUAGUGAGUUCUGAUGAAGGUCAUACACCGAAACCUAAAAAAAUGGUUUGCCAAGAACGUGGUUCAAAGCGUAUCGAUGAAAUCUUUAAAUUCAUGCCUGGGCCAUUAUAUUCAUCCUGUGGUUCAACCAGUCCGACACAAAAUCCUCGUCUACAGAGUCCUUCCCCUACAGGUGCCCAUUCUCUUGAUAAUCAAAUGGUUGGAGUAAACCAUAAUUACAUCCCGUCGCUGAAUGAAGCUGUGACUACGAGCUGCGCAAGCAACGAUCAAAUGAUUAUUACGUCAGUAACAGGAAUUCAGUAUGCAAAUAAUGCAGCUACUUUCCAGUUGUCACCUGUCCGUGCCAGCAGUACAGCAAGUUUAAGUGAUAGCUCCGGUGACAAUCCUGUAUCGAUGGUUGGGUUAAGUAUGGUUGCGAAUGUAAACGCGAAUCCAACUUCUUGUACAAUACCCUGCAAUGCUAAUCCAUUGCCUACUUAUUCUAACCUUCAGCUACCUGCUAAUCUUAAUUCAUCAUAUCCUCAAGUUGGACAACCUAGUGUUGGUUAUCUAAGCUCUGGAUCCUGUCCUAAUAAUCCCAUGACAUCAAAUGUUCCAGCCGUUUCUGGGUCACCCACAAACAACUUCAGAUCUCAUGUCGGGGUGCAAACAGAUGAAACUGUCACUCCACCGCCAACUGCCGAAUGUGUGGAAGGUUCACAAUGCACAAACAUCACAACUUUGCAUAAUAAUCCUCCCUUAGUUACAACCGGUGGACCUGCUUCAUCUGUUCCACUAACUUCAGUUGAGAGUCUUCAGCGUCGAAUAGCUGAUUUAGAACACGAAACUGUUGUUCAACGAGAGACCAUUACAAAAUUACAAGAUAAUGCCAUUCGUUCCCGCGAAAUGAUACGCGAAUUGCUGAUUGAAAAAAGUUUACUCGAAAGAAAGACUACACGUCAAAAAGUUAUGGAAAACCGUUUACGGUUAGGUCAAUUUAUCACCCAAAGACAGGGUGCUCAUUUUGAAGAGAAAUGGAUCGAAGGUUCGAGAUUUAAGGAAUUAGAUCAGCGCCGUAAGAAUAUUGAACUUGUUCGUGAAGAGAUUGAACGUAAAAAGAAACAAUGGAACAAGCGUAAACCAAAUGUUGGGGAUGCUAAAAAGAGUACUAAAUCUAAAUACGAUGAAGUCUCCGUGGAUGAAUUUUAUGAACAAUUAGAAAUUUAUGAUUUACGUAAACAGAUGCUUGUUAAAGAAGAUAAAGAAAUUCAAAUGGAAUUAGAGCGAUUAGAUCGAGAAAGAAAUUUGCAUAUUCGAGAAAUUAAACGAAUUUCUAAUGAAGAUGCAUCUCGUUUUAAAGAUCAUCCAUUACUGAAUGAACGAUAUCUUUUGCUUAAUUUACUGGGCAAAGGUGGAUUCUCGGAAGUUCACAAGGGUUUUGAUCUCGUAGCUAAUCGAUAUGUUGCUUGUAAAAUUCAUCAGCUUAAUCCUUCUUGGCCUAAAGAUAAAAAAGAUAACUACAUUAAACAUGCGUUAAGAGAGAUUGAGAUUCACAAAACGUUACACCAUCCGAGGAUAGUAAAAGUAUUCGAUGUGUUUGAUAUCGAUCAUGAUGCAUUUUGUACUGUACUUGAAUACAGCGAAGGUAAUGACUUGGAUUUCUUUCUUAAACAAAACAAAAGUAUUCCGGAACGUGAAGCCAAGUCGAUUAUAUGCCAAGUGGUUUCUGCUUUGAAAUAUUUAAAUGAACGUAAACCUCCAGUAAUUCAUUAUGACUUGAAACCAGGUAAUAUUUUACUGGGUUCCGGCCAAGUUGCUGGUGAAAUCAAAAUCACGGAUUUUGGUUUAAGUAAACUUAUGACAGAAGAUAAAUACAAUCCAGAGACUGGAAUGGAUUUAACCUCCCAAGGAGCAGGCACUUAUUGGUACUUACCACCGGAAUGUUUUGAGACAGGGCGGGAACCUCCAAAAAUAUCUUCAAAAGUGGAUAUAUGGUCUGUUGGUGUAAUUUUCUUUCAGUGUUUGUUUGGAAAAAAACCAUUCGGUCAUAAUAUGUCCCAAGCUGAUAUUUUGCACGAAAAUACAAUUCUCCAUGCACGAUCCAUUGUAUUCCCUUCCACUACAAAAGUUAGCGACGGCGCAAAAGAAUUUAUUCGAAAGUGUUGUACGUAUAGAAAAGAUCUCCGACCGGAUGUCUUUCAACUUAGCAACGAUGAUUAUCUUAAGCCUAAAGCUCAACUCAAACAUUAUCUCGAUACAUCUACACUCCCUGGUCCUGUCGGUGUCCCACUAAAUAUUGCUACUCCCCCGCCUUCAACUUGUAUUGAUCCCUCUAUCCCCACUCCUGGUAGCAACCAGUGUAUAAUAUCUGGAUUUCCAACAAACAAUCCUGGAAAUUGCGCUGCCCAACCUCACCCACAACAUAUCCUUCAACAUCAACAGCAGGCCACAUCUUUCUCCGUGCUACAGAAUCAGGAAGCUACUCCAUCAUCACAACCUUCAACCUUGCCACCACCAAAUCAGACAGAUUUUAUAACAAGACGUUGUAUUAGUUAAGCAAUAACUGAACAUUAUAAAGCGAAUAUUACACUUCAUCUUUGUUUAACUAAUACAACGUCUUACCAUAAAAGUUUUCUGAUUUGUGAGAAUAUCGCGUCAUUUCAUCGCAAUAUUAGCGAUCAGCGAUGCUGCUCCUUGUAAUAGUUUAGACUAUGAUCAUUGCUCUCUGUCCCUGCGUGUGUAUUAUCAAUUUCUUUUCAAUGUUGAAGCGUAAUAGUCUUUCAUAUUCCCAAUAAGAAAGAUUAUCCUGGAAAUCUUAGUAGAAUAAACCGCUUUUGUCUCUAACCUAUGCGUGAUGUUUCAAUAGUAUUUGAAAUGAAGUUUCAUAAUAAUAUCUGUGUUAGAUACCAUAUGUUUGAUUAUAACAAGUAAUUACAAGCACAAGAUCUGCAAUAUCUCUACAACUUCCCGUAUUAUAUUCAUUCAACUUGUAAAUAAAAAAAUUUGUAUUAAAAAGUCUUAAACACUAACUAGCUGUUAUUUAUCUUCAUUCACAAGUGCUUUCAAGCAAUUUGGCGUUUUUGACAUUUUUUCUCAUCUUAUGUUAUACUUGAUGUAUGAAUCCGAUUGUAGUCGUUUAUUCAAAGGACAAAAGGUACAGAAUAUGUCAAUCGCUGUGAUGGUGUUGGUGAAUCUUUCUUUAUUAUGCAAUAGUUAGCUCUGUUAUAGGUUUCAAGCUCUUUAUAGAAAUGAUUGAGUACAUGUACGAACUUAACGUACGUAAUAAUUGGGUUUAAAUAGUUUUGAAAGAUGAAGAUUUGUUACAGUAUUUACACAGUUAUAAAGCAGUUGCUUUAGAAGUUUCUUCUAAUUUUUUUAUGUAUGGCGAAUGAACGGAAGGCGUACGUCGAUUUCAGUGUAUACUUUUCCGUUUCGAUAAUUCCCAUUCUUUUUUUUACUGUAUUGACCGAUACAAAUUUAAGUUACAUUGACAUCAAAUGAUCGUGUUUUGCAAUAUGAUCACAUUGAAGUACAUUGUACCAAAAAGUUAACUGACUAAUUCCAAAACCACCAAAUGUGUGGGGAAAAUGUAGAGAACUGAUAACCUAAUUCGUUGCAUUUCGAUCAAAUGAAUGUUAAUGUAAAAAUGUUGGCGUUGGUGACUAAUAACCUUUGUUCUGCGCUACAGGAAUAUUAGUAAAGUUCCGGUUCCAAUAAUUACCCCUUUUAACUUAUAAAGAAACCAUAACCUUUUACUAGGGUAUUUUGUAAGCUGUUAGAAACAGUGGCUUAAUGAUUAAAGCCUUCUUUCAACCUAUAAUUCGCUGGUUCGGACUCUUCUCCACUUAUGUCAAUUUGGACAGUUGGAUAUUUGUUGACAACCCUCACAUUUAAAGUAAGGCUUAAAUCUGAGUACACAAUCUUAUAUAUGAGUUUCAUCCCGACUAAUUACGCGGAGGAAUUGGAAUUUAUUCUCGAAUGGAAUCUGACACAGUUAAUCGUACCAAUCGGUUUGUCUAAAAGAAUGAAGAUUUGACUCGUAUAGUUGAUACCAGUACAGAAUUACUCGUACAUUUAUUUGUAGUUUUAUCAGGAUCUCAGUCGGCUAUGUUUCAAUAUUUUAAACCUUUCACACGACCAAUUUUCAAUAAAUUGUUGAAUAAACUUGUUGAAAACAAUCUGUUAUUUUCAGAAAGUUAAUUGAUCCUUUUUCUAAACCAAUAAAGUGGACUAAUAGCAUAAGUAAAAGGGAAUCCAAAGCUGAUUAAUUCUUAAGGGAUAUAUUUGUAUUCACAUCCGAAUACCAGGUUCUCUGGUGUUUAUGACUGAUAAAUAGUCAAAGUCAUACUGUUUACACAAAUCCGAAUUCGUUCCAGAAAGUUUGUAACUGCUCAUUAUUCUGAUUUGGCUGCCCAUUCACUUUCAGAUCAUAUAGGUUUUUCCUGGUUCUUUAAUUAUCCUAAAGUUAUUACUUUGAAAAAAGAUCAUUUAUUACGAUGGAAACUGAUGUAAAGAAUCUUGUCGCAAAUGUAUGAUACAGCAGAUUCUGAUAAUGAACUUUGAAGUAUAAAAUGCUUCUCUCAAGACUCAAGAAAUUCUUACACCACUAAAAAGAUAUAUUCAAAUCUUGGACAAAAAUGUCCCAUACUAUCAUGAUUCUCAAUGGUACUAGUUUUAGAAUAAUCAAGAUAGCUAAAUCUGCUUAACUGAACAAUUCGGGGUAAUUCUUCAUGCUAUGAAUAUGGAGAACUAGUCGAUCUGAUCGAUAUCGUGAUUCUAUCUAACCUUAAACUGGAGUCAAUUAUAAUCUCAAUGAAAUCGGAACAUAAAUUCAUUUGUAAAUAAAUAUGAAUUACAAUCUGUUGGGAUAUUCAGGAAAAUAUCCCAAAAAUUAUCCUGUUAAGCCUAAUGCUAUCCUUGGACAUGAAAUGGUAUCAUCUUAUUGGUCAAUAUUUAUUUAACGUGUCAUUUUCCUACUGGCCAUUAUUGUACAAUGUUAUUUUCUAUUUUAUGGUACGUUGUGGUCUGCUUGACUGGUAUAUAAACGAAGUAUGUUUGAAAUAUAAUGAUUCAUAUAUCCGAGGCUGAGACUUGUGUUCUGGACUCGACUGGCUGGGCUAGAAAGGGAAGCGGGACCAAUCAGAACCCUAGGCCGUUCUACGUGUUUGUGCGUCUU
Messenger RNA from Schistosoma guineensis, 6281 nucleotides. The record is from the annotation of a GenBank genome assembly. NCBI's taxonomy places the organism in Eukaryota, Metazoa, Platyhelminthes, Trematoda, Strigeidida, Schistosomatidae.